Vigna unguiculata (cowpea) is the source of this 2368-nucleotide messenger RNA. RefSeq names its product peptidyl-prolyl cis-trans isomerase CYP95-like. Gene Ontology annotation, molecular function: peptidyl-prolyl cis-trans isomerase activity; cyclosporin A binding. Lineage: Eukaryota; Viridiplantae; Streptophyta; Magnoliopsida; Fabales; Fabaceae. The record is from RefSeq and is a predicted model, not a curated record. Gene Ontology annotation, cellular component: cytoplasm. Gene Ontology annotation, biological process: protein folding; protein peptidyl-prolyl isomerization.
ACUGCUUACUUAAUUUGAUGUCUUUCUCUGUAUUAAUGUUUUUGUUCUGUCUUUUUUGGUUUAUUUAAAUACUUGUUUUCGUCUUCACUAAUUGGUUUGAUUCCGUUAGUGUAUAAUGUUUCUCUUGCUGGUCUGAAUUUCUUAAUCCUUCUUAGGUUUAAGCUUACUGGCUGUGGUUUAUCUCUGCGAUAUCAUUAUCUAUCAUUACCAGUUGGUGAUCGCUGCAAUAUAUAUGCUUAGAUUGAUAUGAACAGAACCAAUUCCUGGUCACUGAUAAAUUUUUCCAUUAAAGUCAACUUUUGCAGUUAAUUUUUUUUUUUUGAAAUCCAGAUGAGAGGGAGAUUUUAUAAAUCUAAGCACAUACAAUCAAUUAAUUUAGUUUCUCUUACUUGUUAAAGAAGAAAACAGGCUAAAUUCAAACAAAAAGGGGUGAAUUGGUUUGAAAACAACAAUGAUUAUUUUCAAGGUUUAAAAAAUAUAUUAGACAUUUUUAUGAAUCUCUUUGACAUAAUUGGAGUGAGAUGCAUUGUUAACUACCAAAACAAUUAAAAAAUAAAUAAAACUAAAGACAAGAAAAUUAAGACACUCAAUCAGCUCAUAUCUUACCACAUAUAUUAAUUACAAUAGAAUCAACAAAUUUAUCAGAAAGAUAUCACCUGAAAAUUGAUUUUACAAACAAAAACCCUAUAGUCAAUGAACAAACCCCUUAAUCUUUCAUCUUCUUGCCAAACUUGAUUUCAGCAUUAUGACUACUCUAAAAAACUCUCACUCUCUCGUUCUUCCAAUGUUGGAAUAUCAUAAAGUUGUUUUCAAAUGAGAGAUGCAAGAUUUAAAGAAAUUUGAUAUAACUGAAUUAAUCGAUUAUCUUAAAAGUCAGAUUGAUCUAUUUGCAAAGCCUAGAAACUGACUGAAACUUAUAUUAAUUGAUUAAUAAUACUAGUUCUUAAUUAAUUGACUAAAUGCGAGAGCUAAUCUUGUUUACAUAUAAGAUAUUAAUCGAUUAUUGUUAAGUACAUAAUCCAUUAAAUGUGAAAGUAAGAAAGUCACACUUGUACCCGUUAUUGAAUUAAUUGAUCAUAUUAGGACUUAAUCGAUUGAAUGCGUAUUCUAGUUGUCUUAUUGUGAUGUUUUGAACAAAGCGUACCUAAAUUAAUACUAAUAAAUUAUUACAUUAUUAUAUUGAUUAAGAUUGAUUAAAGGGAUUAUUAUUGGCUGUACACGUAUGCUAAGACUUACAAAGAACACACAAAGUCUAAUGCUAGUAUAUCUAAGACACACAUCUCUACUAAAAUCUGAACAUCAUCAAAAACUGCAGCAACUCCCUUCUUUAAGACAUGCCCAAGGAAGAUGAGAAAGAAGAAGAAGCCCCUGGUGUUUAUGGAUGUGUCCAUUGAUGGAGAUCCUGUUGAAAGGAUGGUUUUCAAGCUUUUAUCCAAUGUUGCUCCCAUGACUGCAGAAAACUUUCGUGCAUUAUGUACAGGAGAAAAAGGUACGAGUCCAAAUACUGGAAAACCACUUGACUACAAGGGUUCUUUCUUCCAUCAGGUUAUAAAAGGUUCUAUUGUGCAGGGAGGAGACUUUGUCAAUCGAAAUGGGACUGGUGGAGAAAGCAUAUAUGGUUACAAGUUCCCGGGUGAGAAUGCUAAGUCACAAUCAAGAGCAUAUUCUGUCAUGAAUGUUGUACUAUAGCGAUAUAUUCUGAAACCAAUAAUUACGAAACACGGAGGAAGGGAAAACAUAAAAGAUCUUCAAAAGACCGAAGGAAAAUGAAAAGAUACUACUCAUCUGAAUUUGGGAGCUUUUCAGAUUCUGACACGAAAUCUUCACAAUCCAAGGAACUUCUGCAAAUGGUUUCAGCAAUAUUAGAAGCGCAACGGGAAGGAUCAUCUGAAGCUAAUAGUGAAGUAACACUGACGAAAGGAAAAAAGAAGAAAUCUUCAAAAGAGAGAAGGAAAAGGAGAAAAUACUACUCAUCUGAAUCAGGAAGAUCGUCGGAUCCUGACACACAAUCAUCAGAAACUGAGAUAAAUAAAUCAAAAAUGGAUAAUGAUGGAUUUUCUGAGGAGAUAAAUAAAUCAGAAAUGGAAACAGAUGGAUUUUCUGCGGACCAUCAUGGAUCAUUGGAGAAGGGAAAACAUUUAAAAUAUGCAGAAGAGGAACGAGAAAGGAUAGAAAUCUUCUCAGGAAGCUCUUCAGAUUAUUACAUGAAAGUUUCAGCUGAGUCAGAUAUGUCCUCAUCAUCUGUCAUAUAAUGCUCGUAAAACAAGUAUUUUCUGGUUUACUCAAGUUUAGGCUAAACGCUGAAACUGUUCGAACUUUGUCUUUGUUAAAUAAAUUGUGAUCUGGUAUUGUUUGAUCAAUUCUGAGA